GUUUACUCGUUCGAAUCGGAGAAAUAUUAUUGAAUUUUAUACUGUUUCUUACUGCUGCAUUGUGCUGCUGAAUCGAUCGAAAAAGUGAGCAUAACCACCUCGAAGCGAUAGUUUGUUUGAGUUGUGUGUGAAAAAUGGAGGAAUUAAGCUUAAUAAAGGUGGAGAACUUCACUGCAACAGUAAAGGUAGAAGAGAUUAUGAUACCCGACGUUCUGGCUGUGGACGAAGCAACUACGUUCGCUAGCAGCACCGCACCAACUGCGGCGAACGCCCUGAAGAAAGAUUCAACUGAUGUGAAACAAGAACCUGUCAGGGAGAACAUCAAUGAAAUUGAGACUACAACAGCUUCUAGCUCCAGCAACUCGGUUGAUACGGAAAUGCGCAACACCGAUGUUAAUGAUCAUUCGCACAAAAUGAUCGCAUGUGAAUUCUGCAAUAAAAAAUUUAGUAAAAAAUACAUCUUGGAGAAUCAUAGAAGAGUUCACACCGGAAAACGACCUUUUGCGUGUGAUAUCUGUAGCAGAACAUUUCGCACAAGCGCACGUUUGAACUAUCAUAAGAAAGCUCAUUCAGAUCAACAUUUUGAGUGUGAUAUAUGCAAGCGACGUUUUUCCAUUAAAUCGAACUUAGCGAUCCACAUGAAUGUUCAUCGCACAGAUUGUCCCUAUAAGUGUCUGAUUUGCGAAAAAAAGUUCCCGACUAGUUAUCAUCUUAAACAACAUGUGCUCACUCACAGCGAUUCGCGACCCUUCACAUGCGACAUCUGUGACGCAUCAUUCAAGGGAAAUGUUCAACUAAAAAGCCAUAUAAAGACCCACAAGGUUGAGUCCUACCCAGACAACACAGAAGGUUUGCAGUUAAAUCGAAUUGAUGAAUCAACAAAAUACACCUGCGACAUAUGCGGCAAACAGUACAAACAAAUGGGACCACUUCACCUACAUCUGAAGCUUCAUCAGAGCACCACUGUGAGAUCUGAGACCAAAGCCCACAACGCAAAGAAGUACGAGUGUAGGAUUUGUGGAAAAGGAAAUCGGGAUCGUUAUACACUGAGGACGCACAUGGUCGCUCAUACGGAGGAACAGCCUUUUAGUUGCGAUAUUUGUGGUUCAUCAUUUAAGACAGCUUAUACUGUGAAAGUGCACAAGAAAACACAUUCUUCCGAUAGGCCGUAUGAAUGCAAAAUUUGCGGAAAAAGGUUUCCAGUUCGUUUCAAACUCAGGCAGCACAUGUUUUACCAUACUGAUGAACGACCUUUUCAAUGCAAUAUUUGCGGUAUAUCAUCGAGGUCCGCAUCGAAUCUAAGAGCUCAUAAACAAACGCAUAGUCGUGAAAGUUUAACAUUCGAUCCUAAUCUUGUGAAGCAUGUGGCUGCCAACUCUCAAGAACUACCUUUUCAUUGCGAUAUUUGCGGUUCAUCGUACAAAACAGCUUUAUAUUUAGGAAAACAUAAGAAAAAGCACACCUUGGAGACCACGCAUGAAUGCGAAAUUUGCGGAAGGCGAUUUCAAUUUCUUUACAAACUAAGGCGGCACAUGGUUAGCCAUACUAACGAGCGGCCUCAUAAAUGCAAUAUUUGCAGCACAUCAUUCAAGUUCAGUCAUAACCUGCAUUAUCAUGAAAGCAAACACUCGAAAGAAGGACGUUACAAAUGCGAUAUUUGCGUUAUUACAUGCAGUACAAGAGCUUUGUUAGAGGCGCACAGUAAAACGCAAAUGCACCUAAAGAAGAUACAAGAUAAUCCCCUUACAGCUUCUAGUACCAGCAACUUGCAAGGUUGGGAAAAGCGCAAAACCGAUGUUGGUGAUCAACCACCGAAAAAGUAUAUUUGUGAAUUCUGCAACAAAGAAUUAAGCACAAAAGUCACCUUGGAGGAUCAUAAAAGAACGCAUACCGGGGAGCGACCUUUUGCAUGUAAUCUCUGCAGCAGUACAUUCCGCACAGCUAGGAUUUUGCAAAACCAUAAGAAUGCUCAUACAGGGGACGGGGAUCUUGAGUGUGAUAUAUGCAAGAGAAGUUUUUUUCGAAAAACAAAAUUAACGGCCCACAUGAAUAUACAUCGCACAGAUUGUCCCUAUAAAUGUUCGAUUUGCAAUAGAAUAUGCGCAAGUGAUAAGAAUCUUGUCCAACAUAUGCGUACCCAUAGCGAUCAGCGACCUUUUAAAUGCGAUAUCUGUGACGCAUCAUUUACGGUACGGUAUGUUCUAAACAAACAUAUGAAGAUCCACAAGGUCGAACCGUCUCCAGGUGACUCAGAAGAGUUGAAGCCAAAUCGGACCAGUAACAGCCCAAGUGAUGGAUCAGUAAAAUACACCUGUGACAUAUGCGGCAAACAGUACGAACUAUUGAGAGCACUUUACGUACAUCGGAAGCUUCAUCAGAGCACCACUAUGGGAUCUGAAAUUGAAGCCCACAACGCAAAGAAGCACGAGUGUACGAUUUGUGGAAAAAGAAAUCGGGAUCGUCCAACACUCAUGAGGCACAUGGUUUCUCAUACUAAGGAACGGCCUUUUAGUUGCGAUAUUUGCGGUUUAUCAUAUAAGACAGCUUCUGAUGUGAAAGUGCACAAGAAAACGCACUCUUCCGAUAAGCCGUAUGAAUGCAAAUUUUGCGGAAUAAGGUUUGCAGCUCGUUACAGACUCAGGCAGCACUUGUUUUACCAUACUGAAGUCAGUAGCUAAUCUAAGAAUUCAUGAACAAACGCAUAGUCGUGAAAGUAUCACAUCCGAUCCAAAUCUUGUGGAGCAUGUGGCUGGUGACUCUAAGAAACUACCUUUCUAUAGCGAAAUUUGCGGUUUAUCGUAUAAAAUAGCCAUGAAUUUGAGAAAACAUAAGGAAAAGCACCCCCCAGACAGGCUAAGGCGGCACAUACUUAGCCACACUAACGAACGGCUUCAUAAAUGCAACGUUUGCAGCUCAUCAUUCCAGUUUGAAUCUGCAAUAUCAUAUGAAACAUUCGAAAGAAGGACGCUACAAAUGCGAGAUUUGCGUUGCUACAUGCAAAACAAGUGCAUCAUUAGAGGCGCCCAAGAAAACGCAAAAGCACCUGUUGUGAUGUUUGGAAUGAUAAGUACUAGAGAUGGUCGGGUUUGAUGUUUUUCAAACCCGUACCCGACCCGAACCCGAAUUUUUUUUUCGGUCAAAACCCGAGCCCGAAAAUUUUAUUUCAUUGAAACCCGAACCCGACCCGAUCUCGAAAUUGUGAAACCCGAGCCCGACCCGAACCCGAGAUUUCAUUGAUUUUAUAGUCGGGUUUUGGGUUUGCAUACCCAAACCCGACCUGAACCCGACAUUUUCAAACCCGAACCCGACCCGAACCCGAAAAUAUUUUUUUCACAAAACCUGAACCCGACCCGUACCCACAUUUUCAAAAAUUUUCAAACCCGAACCCGACCCGAACACGUCGGGUACGGGCCGGGUUCGGGUUUCGGGUUCUCUACUAAGUACGGUCCUGCACUGUUAUAGCGAAUUUCUUUAUUCCACCAGCUCACCUCGUUUUGACCUGGAAGUGCACUAACUGCUGUCAAAACCCUUCUUUAUUCGCUCGAUUUUGACCCAGUUUUGACCUACCGUGCUGCCCGAAGCGCACUGUAAAAUUUGUCAGCUUCAACCCACCACCGCACGUGGUAAGUUCGUAAACAAUUAUCUGGCAUCUCUUUCUUACUUGCGUCUUUAAUGGCGUUGACGUUUUAUUAUUACUCGGCAGUUUUGCCCGCACACAGUGGAAUAAAGAAAUUCGCUAUUAGAUUAGAAUGCUACACUGUAAACAAUGUCACGAUACUUCAAAUUUUUUGCACUUGACUCAAUUCAUCACAUCACACUGCAAAUCAAAGUGAUUUAGUGUUGAUUUUAUAAUGAUUAACACUUUCCAACAAAGUGAUCUUGGCUUGAAAACUGUUUAAUGGAAAUCACCAUCAUAUUUUAAUGUACAUAUACUUCUUGUAUUUGCACCGCUGUUCAAAUUCACUGAUUUACAGCUGCAAUUCCAUUUGAAAAACGUCAAAAACAUGGAACGAAACAAAAAAUAUAUAAUAUAAAUAUAUACUAUAGUAAUGGUGGCGAACGGCGCAAGCAGCACAUUUUCCCCAAAGAUUAACAAAUUUAAUUUAUUCAAGAGUAAGUAUUAAUGAAUAUUUGAUAUUAAAUUAACAAUAAACCAUUUUUUUACGAAUCCUGAAAUAUAUUACAUCGAUACGGUGGCAGGGAUAAUCUUGUAAUUAAAAUAAAAAUUUCAAUUAGAAUAAAACCACAUACUUAUGUAUGUGAUAAAACUGUAUUCUAUAUCUAUGAAUGCGAAUGUCUGUCUGUCUGUUCCCUAUAGACUCAAAAACUACUGAACCGAUUACCGUGAAAAUUUAUACAUAGGGGUUUUCGAGUAUGGAGAGUAAUCUUCAAAUAUUAUUUUAGAUCUAUCUCAUAAGCGUAUGCAAGGAGAGGUGAAUUUGUGAUUUAUGAAUGUGAAAACUUUCUUCUCGAUAACCGUGCAAAUUUAUAUCAGAUGUUUUUGAGUCUGAAUUAUAUUUUUGCGACGUUAUACCACAUACAUAAGACAUACGUAACACUCAGGAAGAAAUCUUCCAAAAAAGUUGGUACAAAAUGAACUACUCGAAAGUACCAACCUCUGUAAAAAAACCUCUGUUUGAGUAGUUUAUGAAGGUUGUGUACCUGCGCAGCCCUGCAUUUGUCUCGUCCCCACUCGAAAAAUGCAGCAUUGGUUUUGUAAACAACUUUUUGACAGUUUCGUAAGGGACUUCUACUCGAGUCCUCAAAAAAAUCCCUUACAAAACUGUCAAAAAGUUGUUUACAAAAUCAAUGCUGCAUUUUUCGAGUGGGAACGAGACAAAUCCGGAGUGAUUUGCGAUAAGGGCGCAACUGCCAAAAGAUAAACAUUGGGGAAUAUCAGUUUGAAAAUUUGCAAGUACAUUUUCAAAUCGUAAUUUCAGAGGAAGAGACUAACAUUAACAUCAAUACCAAAAAUCGACGUAAAAUAAACCUGGCUUAUAGUUUCCUAACAAUACUACAUUGAAUUUGUCCAUUUAUGGCUUAAAUCUGCGCUUUUCUUCUAACCUUUUUCUAAUGAGCCUUAGAGCAUUCUGACAACGAGGUACGCCCAUCUUUCUUUCGCCUUGUUUUUUUCUUUCUUCAGUUGCGCCCCUUUAAAAGCGCCUUUAUUUGAAAACAAAAGUUGAUCCGCCCUUUACUGUCGCCUGUUAACGAAAUAUUUCGCAAAUAAGCCCAGUGCUCAAAACAAUGUAAAAGGCCUAGUUCCAAAGUAUCUUUUGUUUUGGGUAAACUGUUUUGUCGCCCUUCACUAAAAGCUUGAUUUAAAUAAUUUUAUCGAUUUAUACAAAAGAAAGGAUUCUUGCCAUGAAUUGUGUGAGUCUUUUCGAAACCAAUAGAGUAAUAAAACGAUUUGUUUACAUUUUGUUAGUUGCGCCCUAAACGCUAAUCACUCCGGAUAUAGGUAUCAAGCACUGACCAUUGCUGGAGGGAUUUCUUAUUAACCUACCAAGGUAGCAGUCAUGAUAGAGAUUUUUUUUUUGUCUAUAUAAUAAAAUAUUUCUGUCAAGCGUUUCGAUAACGCUAGUAUACCCAUCACCCAAACUCCGAAAUCGUGUGCGAGAUUCGACUGUGAUAAUCGUGUAUUUCGGGGUAGUCCAAUUUGGCGUAAAAGUCGCAAUAUGUCAGAAGGUCAAAUAUUUGACCAUAGAGCUUUCUGACAGCUCAGUCACGCACACUAAAUGCGGUUUGUUUGCCUCAUAAAUGACUCUUACGAAAAUCGAAAUAGUAGUAAGUAAAAAGUAGUCUUUUUUGAGUUGCCCAGCACUGGAAAUAAAAUUUUCAUUUUGUAAAAUACUAUCCGUAAACCAAUCACACAACCCGCGCAGGAAUAAAUUAACUUUCAAGUCAGCGGAAGAAAAUAAAAAUUUCGUAGUCCAUGCAGGCGUUUUGACAGCAUUUUGUUGGCCUCAUUUUCCAUCCGACUUACACGGUGUAAAGUGCACCAAUACAUGCACGAUUGGAAAGGUCUAAUGGUCAAAGAGUGUAAUACAGGCAGUAUUUAUGUGAAUAUUCACCUUGAUGUAUGCGGAGUAAUUUAUACUACAUCAAGAUAAACUGUAUGCUUU
Messenger RNA from Wyeomyia smithii (pitcher-plant mosquito), 6125 nucleotides. Its product is annotated as zinc finger protein 728-like. The transcript has 5 exons. NCBI's taxonomy places the organism in Eukaryota, Metazoa, Arthropoda, Insecta, Diptera, Culicidae. The record is from RefSeq and is a predicted model, not a curated record. The coding region runs from base 135 to 2678 and encodes 847 amino acids. Gene Ontology annotation, molecular function: zinc ion binding; nucleic acid binding.